CUCUCCACUCGCUCUUGCGAUACCAAGGGUCCCUGUCACAAAUGCAGUACUGCACCCCACUUUCCAACGCCCUUGAGGCGGGAGUCAAGAAGAGGUUUUCAGAAGUUCUUGAAGACAAGGACUUGGCCCUUGCAGCGGCGGUACACCCCAAGUUCAAGCUAUCCUGGAUCAUGGAAAACGAGCGGAAAGCUGCAACUGUACGGCUGCUCGAGGAAGAAUGUCGUGCGCUGGAGGAGCACUGCAGUGAGGACGCAACAGGCAAAGAGGAUGGCGACGAAGACGAUUUUUUUUUCCACUUGCCUCAAGCAUUACCAUCAUCAACGGAGGUGCAACAGUGGGUGAGCGACCCCGCGACCGAUCUGACCGGGCUCUCAAGGUUCCCCAUGAUAAAGAGGAUCUUCAUCAGGCUCAACACGGGGAUUCCGUCAAGCGCGCCGGCUGAACGCCUGUUCAGCAAAGGACGCGAUGUGUUCGCCAUCAAGAGAGGGAAGCUCUCCGAUGACAAUUUUGAAAAACAGUUGAUAUUAAGUUAUAACAAAUAUUGCAAAUAAGUUAUAAUCGUUAAAAUUCUGAAACGACGAAUGACACAAAAAAGAAGCACCCUUCGGUUUUAAUGUUUUCUAAUUUCUCAGCAGUUCAUCUUUCUUCUCACUACAG
Ixodes scapularis (black-legged tick) is the source of this 657-nucleotide messenger RNA. Its product is annotated as zinc finger BED domain-containing protein 4-like. Bases 42 to 551 code for a protein of 169 amino acids. The record is from RefSeq and is a predicted model, not a curated record. The transcript has 2 exons. Lineage: Eukaryota; Metazoa; Arthropoda; Arachnida; Ixodida; Ixodidae.